AUGACACUGAACGAUGAUCCGACCCUUCAUCCAAAGGAAUCGGUAGCAUCGGACGCCGCCACAGUGUACCUGCCUUCGGGUGAAGGGAGAACCACUGCCGCUACUUUUCCUUAUUCUCGACACCGACCACAGAUACCGUGCAUGACGGAUUUACGCAAAUGGCUCCAAGCAUCCCGAACGCCGCGAAGGUUGGUCGUACUAUUCGUCCUGCUGGAGUCUCUGGCAUUCCAGAAAGGAUCGAUGCGAGUGACGGCAGAGAGCGAAGUACCCGACAACGUGGCAGGCCAGCUGUUGCGCCAGACGGUAAAGGCUGCAGCAGCCUCGUCUCCGUCGCGAGAUAGCUUGGACGGCGCCACUGCUAGCGGACUCGUCUGGAGUGAUCUGAGUGUAGUUUCGUCCAAUCGGGAUGUCACCCUUCUGCACCCGUUUUCUGGAUGGAUCACCAGCGGUCAGAUUGGCGGGAUCCUCGGACCGAGCGGAAGUGGCAAGUCAACUUUUCUAUCGGCCCUCUCGGGUUCUUCACGACAACUUUACCAAACCGGGCAAGUCUGGCACUAUCUACAUACCGUUGUGCACGGCUCCAAGGACACACAAACACCGAUACAAUUGUCUCGAAUACCCACACAAGAGGUUGCUUGGCUUCAGCAACACGACGAUUUUUUCAGCAUGCUAACGGUCCGGGAGACUCUAGAUUUGGCGGCAUAUUUAGAGCUACCCCACUUAGUCCUGUCGCAACGAGACGCUUUGGUUCAAACUCACUUGGAUGCGCUGGGCCUAGCUCACGCCGCCGACCGACCAAUUGGCUCGGAUCUUACCGGUUUGGGCACUGCACGCUUAUCCGGUGGUGAGCGCCGACGAUUGUCGGUGGCGUUGGAACUGUUGACGGAAAAACAACUUCUUUUAGCGGAUGAACCCACGUCGGGUUUGGACAGCAGUAUCAGUGUCAAAGUGAUGCAAAAUAUCCGAGACGUUUGUCGCAAGCGAAAUAUCCCUUGCUUAUGUGCAAUUCAUCAGCCUCGAUCAUCCAUUUGGCACUUAUUGGAUACCCUCAUCCUGAUGGCCCCCGGUGGACGCGUGGUAUACGCCGGCCCGAAAUCCGAAGCCGUCGCAUAUUUUGCGACCCAAGGGUACCGUUGCCCCGACGCGACCAACCCGGCCGAGUACUUUGUCGAUCUCGUUUCCGUCGAUACCGAAGACGAGCAGGUGGCCGCUAUCGACGAAGCACGGAUUGAUAAACUCGCUUCCGUCUUUCGUGACUACCAACAAACAUCUUUGCUUCUGCCUGCCAAACGACCUCAAGUGAAUUUGAGUCUGGAUAUCGAGACUGAUAUACAACAACCUUCAAAUGGUCAAUCGAUGAGACGGGCUUUCCAAGAAAAAAGCCAACUUGGGCUCCUGAAAUUUCUGUGGGUUCCACGAUUGGGAGCCUUGCUAAAGAGGUCGUGGCGACAAAAUGUUCGCAACUGGGAAAUCAAUAUUUUCCGAGCGUUCGCCAGCGCGGGUAACGCGAUUCUCCUGGCUCAAAUCUUUCCAACUGUCCGAGGAAGUGUCGCCAAAGCCAAUAGUGUAGCCGACAGGGUGGCACUGUUGUCGUUCGGUGCAAUCAACAUGUGCUUUAUUGCAUUUAUGAAGACUGUCACGUUAAUCGCGGAAGAGAAACCGGUUGUUCAACGGGAACAAUCACGUCGUCAGUACUCGAGCUUGGAGUACCUGGUGGCCAAGGUUUUAGCAGAAUUUCCCUUGGACUCCUUGUUUUCCGCUAUCUUUACAGCCUUCCUAAAAAAGUGCUCAGGAGUCCGGAUUUCGUGGGCCAAGCUGACUGGGGUCUUUAGUUUGUUGACGGUGUCUGGCGCUUCGCUUGGUUUGAUGCUGGGCAGCUGGCUUCCAACCGAAAAACUGGCUACGACGGGCAGUAUUCCAGUUCUAGUCGUAUUGAUGGUUGUGGGUAUCAUCAAUCCGAGUGGCGUAGAUCAGUCCACCCCUCCACCGGCGGUCGUGCAGGUAUUGAAACGUUGUAGCCCAUUUGCCUACGCUAUUGAAGCGCUCUGUCUUGGGGAGUACCCCGGAAUGGAAUUCGAACGUCAGUCAGGCUGGUUCGGCCGUAUCAGGGACUUGCCUAGAAUGGGCGGAUUGGCCAUGGUUCGAAAUGGUGAUCAAGUCCUGGAGGCGCUGGGCUUACAAGACAAGGGGUAUGUUCGAGUCAUGCAACACCUUGGAGUAUUGUCUGCUGCGUACCUGGCAGUUAGUUGGCUGGGCAUGCUUGUACAGGGUAGAAAACAUGGCAUGCAUGGUGCGGUCGAAGCGGACACUAGCCAGCACGUACAGCGAACCAAGGCUCCAAAGGACACCGAGGGCAGCUUUCUGUCCAAGUCAACAACGGAAACGUCAACAUCACAACGACAUUUGAAGGUUCCUUUAAAGAUCCGAGUCUAA
Messenger RNA from Phaeodactylum tricornutum CCAP 1055/1, 2433 nucleotides. RefSeq lists its product with no specific name. The transcript is spliced from 3 exons. The coding region runs from base 1 to 2433 and encodes 810 amino acids. Gene Ontology annotation, cellular component: membrane. Lineage: Eukaryota; Bacillariophyta; Bacillariophyceae; Surirellales; Neidiaceae. The record is from RefSeq and is a predicted model, not a curated record. Gene Ontology annotation, molecular function: ATP binding; ATP hydrolysis activity; ABC-type transporter activity.